AUGGCCGAACCUAAGCCAUCCGAAUUUCAACCGCGAGAUAAUCGCCGCGACUCUGAAAUUCCAGAACAGCCCUUACCACUUGACAUCAACUACCCCUAUGUUGGACGCAAUGAGAACCCUAUAUUCCCGGACGAGUACGUCCUCGAAACUAGCACUGGUCUCGUUCCCCAAACCACACUGGAGCAAGUCCGCUCUCCAGCUACCGCUCAGGCACCCCGCCACGACGAGGACAAGGUCAAAGCCCUGUUAGGCCCCAUUCUGAGAUUGUUUGCGCGAGUCCAGGUUUUUUUAAAAAAAAAACUUUGA
This is a messenger RNA of Penicillium maclennaniae, 306 nucleotides long. RefSeq lists its product as uncharacterized. Lineage: Eukaryota; Fungi; Ascomycota; Eurotiomycetes; Eurotiales; Aspergillaceae. The record is from RefSeq and is a predicted model, not a curated record. Bases 1 to 306 code for a protein of 101 amino acids. The transcript has a single exon.